Phascolarctos cinereus (koala) is the source of this 1377-nucleotide messenger RNA. RefSeq names its product 5-hydroxytryptamine receptor 3B (gene HTR3B). Lineage: Eukaryota; Metazoa; Chordata; Mammalia; Diprotodontia; Phascolarctidae. Gene Ontology annotation, molecular function: extracellular ligand-gated monoatomic ion channel activity; transmembrane signaling receptor activity. Gene Ontology annotation, cellular component: postsynaptic membrane. The record is from RefSeq and is a predicted model, not a curated record. Gene Ontology annotation, biological process: monoatomic ion transmembrane transport.
UCCAUUUGCUCCUUGAGGACCAUCCGUUGAAUGCUUAGGCGGGGGGUGAUGGCAGCUCUGUUGUCACUUGUCUUGGUGGCAGUCUCAGGGAUCCUAAUCACAGAUACUCAUCAUCUCAGCAAUUCGACUCUUUAUCGCUUGACCCAAAUGUUGCUGCAGAACUAUCAUAAGGGAGUGAGACCGGUUCAAAACUGGACUCAGGUCACAACUGUUUACCUGGAUUUAUCAGUCCAUGCUGUAUUGGAUGUGGACGCACAGAAUCAAAAACUAAAGACUAGUGUAUGGUACCAAGAGAUUUGGAAUGAUGAGUUUUUAGCCUGGAACUCCAGUAUGUUUGAUGGGAUAGGAGAAAUCUCCCUUCCACUGAGUGCCAUCUGGGCCCCAGAUAUCAUCAUCAAUGAAUUCAUGGACAUUGAAAAAUCGCCUGAUCUUCCCUAUGUUUACGUGAACUCAUCUGGGACCAUUAAGAACAAUAAGCCCAUCCAGGUGGUCUCUGCAUGCAGUUUGAAGACAUAUGCUUUCCCAUUUGAUACACAGAACUGCAGUCUAACCUUCAAUAGCAUCCUGCACACAGUGGCAGAUUUAGAUCUUGCCUUCCUGAGGAGCACAGAAGACAUUAAGAAAGACAAAAAGACCUUCAUGAAUGAUGGCGAAUGGGAACUCCUUUCUGUGCCUUCAACCUACCAAGUCAUGCACAGUGACGCUGGCGACUUUGCACAGAUUCAGUUUCAUGUGGUGAUCCGGAGACGACCAUUGGCCUAUGUGGUAAAUCUGUUGAUUCCCAGUAUCUUCCUCAUGGUUGUGGAUUUAGGCAGCUUCUUUCUACCCCCAACCUGCCGCACCAGGAUUACUUUCAAGACCAGUAUCCUGGUGGGCUACACAGUCUUCAAGGUCAACAUGUCUAAUGAGGUACCCAGGAGUGCAGUGAGCACGCCUUUGAUUGGUGUCUUCUUGACAAUCUGUAUGGUCUUCCUGGUUGUCAGCUUAUCUAAGUCUAUCCUUCUGGUUAAGUUCCUCCAUACAGAAAGAAGUAGUAGGCAGGACCAUCCCCUCUUUUGUUUCCAAAGGACCUCCAGGGCUAGACCAGUGGAUGGUGCCCAUCUGACCAGAACUUCUUUGACUGUAGCUGACUCCCCAACAGAUGUUCCUCCCUGUCACGAGCACCAGCCUCAGGUGGGGUUUCUGGAGGAGGCCCUGGCCCAGCUCCAGUCCAUCAGCUCUUGUAUUCAGGCUCUGGACCAGGCUGCCCAACAGGAGGCUUCAUGGCUUACAAUUCUGUACCGAUUUGACAAGCUUUUGUUCCAGGGUUACCUCCUGGUUCUGGGAGUGUAUACCAUCACACUCUGCUCCCUGUGGGCAGUGUGGAGUUCUCUGUAA